Molecule: messenger RNA, 4009 nt
Organism: Mucor mucedo
Lineage: Eukaryota; Fungi; Mucoromycota; Mucoromycetes; Mucorales; Mucoraceae
Product: CNH domain-containing protein
Exons: 7
Coding region: 326-3709 (1127 amino acids)
Molecular function (GO): guanyl-nucleotide exchange factor activity
Source: RefSeq, a predicted model, not a curated record
CAUAGAAUAAGAGGAUAUCCAAUACGGCGGCGUACCCUUUUGCUCGCGGAGACGUAAACACGUGUACUGUAUCCCACUUGGCCUUUUGCCACAGUCAAAAAAAAAAAAAAUUUAAUCAGUUAAUUACAGUAUGGAGACACGCCCUAUUAAGUUUAUUAAUACUUUCCAAACUUUCGGGUGACAUCACAUCUAUUUAUAUAAGCUUUUUUUUUUUGUUACACAUUUUGGAGCUUUUUUUGUUGUAAUUGCCCUGAACGCCCUUUUCUCUUUCUUUUUCAAACAGCAACUCUCUCCCCUUUUUUUUUUUUUUAUCUUUGCAUUACCAAUGGCAGAGCAAUAUCAACCAUCUGCACUGGAUGUAGGGUCUCCUACUCUGGAAGCACUGUAUAACGACUUGGACAUGUAUAUAAAUGAAUUGAGCGUGUCGUCCAGAACUGACACUCCAACAGAAACCACACUCUCCAAGAGAUGUAAUAAAGACAUUACUCCCUUGAAGCUUGAUAAGACACUGGAUGAACAAGAUUAUGACUUUGAUUAUUAUACGCCAAAAGACGAUGAAAGAGAUGACGAAGAGGAUAGCCCUGGGUACUCACCCGUUUUGGAGAACUAUACACGAUUCAGUGCAGCGGAAGGGAACUUGAUACUUGAGCAACCAACGAUAGCUGUUGUGAACCGCAAUUCAUCUUCUUCCACUGUGGGUAUCAGUCCCUCGGCACCCUGUUCACCUUCCUUUCUGCGAGUAGGCAACAGCAAUGGGGAUUACUUUCGACAGCAGUCAUCCAACAAGGACGAAUAUGUAUUCACCACACGAUCCAGUUCGUUAAACCGUGCCACUGCUGCCUCAUCGGGUAAGCCUAUCCUGUCUCCCAAAAUGCUUUUUUCAAACCCAACUUCACCUCUUGCCUUGGGAAUGUCCACCGUGCAUGAAUCUUCUUUCGGGGAUCUUCACGGGGAAAUUCCAAAUAUCGCCUUCAUCUCUUAUAUCUCCACCAUGUUUAUUAAUGAAGUCGCCACAUUAAAUCAGCAUCGAAAAAUAUUUUGUACCGAGGAAUAUCCUCUCAGUUUUAAUGGCGAAGAGGCACUUGAAAUCAUCCGGUCAUUCUUACCCGAAGGCUUAGGCAAAGCAGUUUAUUUAGAUAUUGCGCAGUGCCUCAUGUACUGCAAACCUCCUCUUAUUGUCCCAAUUGCCUAUUCAGAAAAAUCCUUCCGAAAAAACAAAGUGUAUGACUCGGCUACCGAAAUGUACACUUUGGUAGAAGAAACCUUGGAUGUAGAAGAAAUCCAAGGUAUUUAUACCCCUUUAACUCAAUGUUAUUCCAUCAGCUGUUUGCCUGGUCAACCCGGUUGUUAUUCCGCUUAUUGUCCCAACCGUGUUUACCCUCUCAACGGUCAUAUCAUCAAAAAACCUGCCAUUUCUAUCGUCUCAUCCACCUCGCAUGACUCUGCUAUGUCGCGUGCAUGGUCAGCCACCGUAGCUAAGGACAUCUUAAAGUCUAUGCCUUCACACGAAAUCAGUCGACAAGAAGCGAUUCAUGAGCUGAUCUAUACCGAAGAUGACUAUGUUCGUGAUUUAAAAAUUUUAGACGAGGAUUUUGCCAAAGAGUUACUAAGAUCACAAUGUAUCGAAGAGUCACGAAAAAAAGAAUUCCACGAUAAAGUGGUUAACAAUUACCAAGAAAUUUUAGAGAUCCACGACAAUCUGUACAAGGAACUGCGUGAUCAUCAAGCGAACUGUCAAUCCUCUAGUCGUAUCGGUCUCGUUGAUAAGAUUGGUGACAUCUUCUUGCGUCAUAUUCAUUUGUUCAUGGACGCCUAUCUUAAAUACGGUCCCCAGGUUGUCUUGGCUGAAUACACCGCUAAAUUAGAAACCGAGAACAAUAUGGUCUUUAAACACUUUAUCAAGACAAAGGAACAAUUGGCUCAGUGUCGAAGAUUACCUUUCCGUCAUUUCAUCAUCUUACCUGUGACUCGACUCCAGCGUUAUUCUCUCUUACUCGACGCCGUUUGGAAAAAGACACCCGAGGAAAACCCAGACAAGGCCUAUCUGGCUCAAUGCGUCGAUACCAUCAAAAGCAUCGCGGCCAAAAUGGACGAAGGCACGUUAGCCACCAAGAACCAGCUACGCGUACUGGAGAUUGAAGCCCGAAUUCGGUAUAAGCCUGAUGAACAUCACGCCUUAGACCUCCUCAACCCUACUCGUAAAUUAAUUUUCGAGGGCCCGCUCUCUCGCAAAUCUCAUUUGGUAGUGGAAACCAUCGAACUCCAUGUGUUUUUAUUCGACCACUUGUUUCUGAUGACCAAAGUCAAGAAAUCAUUGACCAAGGAAGGUGAUGUGGAAUACAUGAUCUCCAAACGUCCUAUCCCCAUGGAACUUUUACAUAUGCAGGAAGCCACGGAAGGGUUUUCGAUCGGUCUGCGUAACAUGAGUAGCACUUACUCUGGUCAUUCUUCUCCUACCACCAUCCUGCCUUCUUCUCCCUUUGGUGUCAGUUACCCUAUCCUUAUCCAGCAUUUGGGUCGUCAUGGCGCUGAUUAUCUCCUGUACGCUGAAAAUGCCGCUUCUCGUAUUCAAUGGAAAGAAAUGGUCGUCAAGGCAAAGGCAACAAAUGAAAUGGCGGAUAUCGAUAAACGUAUCUUUGAAAUUCGAUCUCUGUCAGAUACAACGUUUGGUGGCACUAGUUCCAAUAUACACAAUUACGGUAAAGUGACAUGCACAGUUCCCUUUGUGGGAGCGACAGGUAUUCGAAUGAUUGCAAUUGGUACUCAACAAGGCAUUUGGAUGGGUAUUGAAGGAGAUACGAAUACGAUCAGUCUUGUUUUGGGAAUAUCGGACGUGCAACAGAUCGCUGUAUUAGAGGACGAACAUAUCUUUUUGAUCCUGGCGGAUAAAACGUUAUACGCUUAUGCCUUGGAUGCACUGGCCUCGAAGGAUGCCAAGGAUGCUCGAAAGAGUACGGACCGACCUCACCAAAAGAUUGCGCAACACAUUUCGUUUUUCCAUGCGGGUGUCUGUAAUAAGCGGACGAUUGUGAUUGCCAUGAAGAAGCGAGGUGUCGAUAGUCAUUUCAAGGUACUGGAGCCUAUCUGUGGCGAUUUACGAAAUCCCAAAAGUAGCAAGUUCUUUACGAAAUCGGGUCUGUUUGGUAAGAUCCCUUCGUGGUUCAAAUCCUACAUGGAGUUUUAUAUCGGUACGGAAUCCUACGCCAUGCAUUUCCUGAAGGCGCGUGUGGUUGUGGUAUGUGCGCGUGGAUUUGAGAUUAUCAAUUUGGAUGCGUUGAACAUGAACCGUAAUUUACCAGACCCCACGAACCCUGAUUUUGCAUUUGUACAGCAACGAGGGGAUGAUUUACGUCCGUUGGGGAUGUUUCGAUGCAAGGAACAUUAUUUGCUUUGUUAUGACGCUUUUGCGUUUAUGGUCAAUGUGCAUGGUAAUCUGGUGCGUGAAUCACCCUUGAUUGAAUGGGAAGGUGUACCUCAAUCCGUAGCCUUUUAUUAUCCUUAUGUCGUUGGCUUUGAUCCACGAUUUAUUGAAGUGCGACACGUUGAAACUGGCGAAUUGAUUCAGGUAUUGGCAGGUACUCAUAUGCGUUGUUUGCAAUUCAUUCAUCAGACCUUUGCUCCCGUUAUUCAUGGUUGUAUGGCGCAUCCUUUUAAACCCGACUUUCAAUACGUCUUUCAACUCAUGGGCACAUUUGAACCACCUCUUUAAAUUAUUUUAACGUUCCCUUCUUUUUUUAUUAUUAUUAUUAUUAUUACUAUCGUCUUUUUUUUUAUCAUUAUUGUUUAUACUCUUACUACUAAUACUAACUACAAAACUUAUCUGGCUGGUUCCUUUUAUUACAAUUUUCUCAUUUCUUUUUUUUUAAAGCAGAAAGGAAAAUAAAUUCCAAUUUUUUUUUUUUAUCAAGUCUAAGAAAAAUGUUAUUACGUCGAUUGACAUGCCCCCAAAAAUAUGUUCAAUUCAUAGGAUGAUCGAUUUUUUGGUUUAUCCCGCUUCCCCGGUUUACUA